AUGGUGAGAAUGGACUCCGCAGAGCACGAGUUCCCGUUCCUUCAGGAAGUCUUCACUCCUCGGGAUCCCCACAAGAUCGAUUUUGUGUUCGUCCACGGUCUCAACCCUCGAGGCCGUAAUGAUCACCCUUUUGAAACAUGGACUCACGCAAAUGGCGUAUUCUGGCCAACAGAAUUCCUGGCAGAAGAUAUCCCAUACGCCCGGGUCUUUGUGUAUGGCUACAACUCCAACAUCACGCACCCUCAAACCAUGUCCACUGCAAGUAUUAAGGAUCACGCCAACACUUUGUUAAAUUUGCUGGACAUGGAGAGAAGCCCUCAAUUUGCUCUGUUAAAUGCCAAGGAAGACCCCAAAUACAACUCCAUUCGCAACGCUACAUCCGGCCUCGUUUUCUUUGGCACUCCUCAUCGUGGCGCGAAAGCAGUGGAGCUAGGGAAGAUUGCCGCCCGAAUUGCCAAAUUUGUUUCUAAAGGUAAUGCCAGUAAUGAUCUGCUCGACUGUCUUGAACAUAACUCUCUCUUCACUCGGCAGAUGAGUGAUCGCUUUCGCCAUCAGCUGGAAGAUUAUCGCGUGAUCAGUUUUAUAGAAGGAAAGGAAGUACAGCUUGGAGGAAUGGGCCCAGCCUCUCUGAGUCACCUUGUCGUUGACGAGGAAUCCGCGGUAUUGGGAUUAUCAGGCCUGCGUGAAACCCAACUCAAACUCGAUGCGGAUCACUCGCAAAUGUGCAAAGUCGGUGCUCGUGGGCCAAUGUACCGUCUUAUCAAAGGAAAUAUCAAGCAACUUGUCGACCAGGCGCUGUUAACUGAACAAGGCUUCAUCCCGCAGCCAACGCCUGCUUCUUCAGUUGGUCCAACUCCGCCGCCGGUGCCACCGCGCAUGCAUUCUAAUAGCAGCAAUCCAUACCAACCACCAGGACGCGCCGCCGCGCCAACGCAAAUAAUAUUCGGGGCCAUCUACACCGCUAGCGAUAACGAUCCCCGCGCAAUCCAAUGUGCUGAGCUGAAAAACAAAGGCAAUUGGGACCACGCUCGGGAUGUCGAGUACGAUAUCUUCCAGGAGCAUCUGCGAGCUCUUGGUCCAGAUCACCACAGCACACUAUCUGCCGGUUAUAACCUAGCAGAGAUAGAAUUAGAAGGCAGUUUCCUUGACAAAGCAACAGAGUGGUGCCAAUGGGUGUCCGAUGGUACUCAGCGAGUGUUUGGAACAAGACAUGUACUCUCGAUGAAGACAGAAAGCCUCAUGGCGGAAAUUAUGUGCCAGCGAGGACAGUACCAGGAGGCUGAAUCUAUGUGUGCUAAUGUCCUCGCUCGCCAACAGAUGAAUAUUGGCGAGGAUCAUCUAGAUACCUUGGCUACGCGAAGGCGCCUGGCUAUGGCCUAUAAUGCUCUCAGCAGGAGAGAAAACGCUAUUGCGACCGCAGAGAAACUCGCCGACAGCUAUAAGCGCUUGCUUGGAGACAACCAUGUCCUCGUUUUUGUAGCUGCUCUCGACAUGCUAGAAUAUGUCAUCUACAACCACGGUGAUAACAACGGGGUAAACAUAAUGUUAUACCGACCCGAUGUCAAACGAGCAUUUGAAAUUAUCCCAACUGUUCAUGAAGAACUUCUUGCAGGGCUCGGUCACAUACAUCCACUCACCAUCCGAGCCCUCUGUCUACAUGGCCGAGUCCUUAUCUGCGCGCAGGAGAAUAUGGAAGCGUCCGAAACUCUUCGACGAGCACUUGCGAUUUCAGAAGAAGCUCUCGGGCCAGAGCACCCACUAACCAUGGAUAUCGUUGGAAACAUCGGUGUGAUGUAUGCGCUGCAAGCUCCUCAGUAUUAUGUUGGAUCCAGUCCUCCAUCCGAGGCCCUUCCAUGGUUGAAUCGGUAUGUGGAGUGGGUCGAGCGGCGGCGAGGCAUUCAGAAUCCGGAGACCCUCGCGACUUUGGAGAUGUUGGCCAACCUUCAUUUUGUUGCGAAGGAGUACGAGCCUGCCCAGGAAUACUUUGAGCGGGCCAUGGUCUCCUGCCGAGGCAAUAACCCGGCGGCAGAGAAACGCAUUGAUAACCUGUUACAACUUUGUCGCGCAAAUACUAUGUGGACCACUGGGAAUCGACGCUCGGGCAUAGAGGGGAUCCUGUCGGCUUUCCAGCGGCAACGAUUCUAG
Penicillium cosmopolitanum is the source of this 2145-nucleotide messenger RNA. RefSeq names its product LipA and NB-ARC domain protein. Bases 1 to 2145 code for a protein of 714 amino acids. The transcript is spliced from 5 exons. Lineage: Eukaryota; Fungi; Ascomycota; Eurotiomycetes; Eurotiales; Aspergillaceae. Gene Ontology annotation, molecular function: protein binding. The record is from RefSeq and is a predicted model, not a curated record.